This is a messenger RNA of Heterotrigona itama, 5060 nucleotides long. The record is from the annotation of a GenBank genome assembly. NCBI's taxonomy places the organism in Eukaryota, Metazoa, Arthropoda, Insecta, Hymenoptera, Apidae.
AUGACUUUGUAUAUUACAUUAUCACACAAAAAUAUAUAAAAUAUAUGGAGAGCUCAAAAGCCAAUUAGUAUAAGACAUCUGUCAUUAAAAAUAACUUAUGCCAUGCAAAUAUUCUUUCAAUCAUUACAGUAUGGACAUUAUAAUACAAUUAUUAUGACAUUAUAACUAUUUCAUGGACUAAAGGUUUUGAUGAGAAAAAUUACUUGCACUGAUUGGAUUCUGAGUCGUCAAUAUUUCCAGUAUUUCUUAUAUUAGUGAGUGAAAACAAUUUUCAAUUUCAUUUCUUAUAAAAAUAUAAAUUUAUAUAAAGUAUAUUUGAAUGAAGAUUCGAAGAAGAUCUCCUUGUUAAUAUGUUAAUUAUUUCCUUUCUUAGUUCACAAUAUAUCGUACACAAUAUAUAUGCCAUAAAUACCGAUUCGAGGAAAGAAUUUGAUCUAUGUAGAGGUUAUAUGUUCCACGUAAUAGUAUGUUUGACUCACAUUUUGAAAUAUAUUCUCGUCUUUAUCUUCAUCGGUAUACUUUUCUGAUGAAAUAAAGUAUCGAGCAAUGGCAUCGUGAAAUUGAUUAAACAUGCACCUUUCAAUUUCGCUUAUUCAAUCUCGGCUAUACCUACAACGUACGUUGUUAAAUGAUGCAUAUAUUAACCGAACCUCUAUUAUUUUAUCCUUGACUAUGUUCAAUAUAAUCAUUAUUUCGUCAUUCGUUUUUUUUUUGCUUAUGUCACUUAAUGUUUUGCCAAUUCAUGUGUUUACAUAAAUUGGCUAGACACAUUUAUGUUGUUAAAUGUAAGUUGGAUUAAUAAAGUCCUUAAAUAUAAUAUAAUUUAAUUAAUUUCUCACAUUUAAUAUAUUUUUUAUAAUUUAUUUAUUUUAUCUAUUUUUAUAAUUUAUAAAUAUAUUUUUUUUAAUUUAUCUAUUUUUAUUUGCCAGUUUUAUUAUAAAAAAAUAAUUUUAUAUAUGUGACGAAGGAAAAAAUCUGUAAAAAAAUUAUUUUUGUAUAUAUAGCAUAGCACACAAAGCAAAAACAUUUGAUUAUAUUAUAUUUAAUUAUUAAUUAUUAAUUAAGUACUUGCAAAUUUUAAAAAUGUAUAAAUAUAUCAGAUUUAAAAAUAUUAACAUUAUAUUACAGUAAGAAAAUAUUAGAACAUUUCAUUAUAAAAAAUAAAAAGUAUUUUUUUGUAACUUUUUUUAUUUUCAUUAACAAUUAUGAACUUUGAUCUAGAAUCAAAAUUAUCAUUAUCUUGUAUGUGAUUAAUAUAAUCAAAUUGUAGUUUAAGUUAUAUUCUUAAAUGUCUGAAUACUAUAUAUAGUAACUUGUAUUUUGUUAUGCAUUUUAUCUAAUGACUAUCACUAUGAACAAGUGCGUGUUGACAAGGUAAAAAUAUGAAGUAUUAAGUAUUACUUUAAAUUAUGCUGUUUCUUGUCUAAUGUCUAAUUCUGUUCAAAAAAUAUUUUUCGCUCCUUCUUGUAAAUGUACCUUUUUGAAUUGUGUUACAUCACAUUAUCAAAUAUGAGACUUUUUUGUUUUAAAUAUUGCAUCAUUUAAACAAUUAUUUAUCACCUUGAAAAAGUCAUUUAAAAUUUACAUUAGACUUCUUUAGACUUCUUUACUUCUAUGCAUAAUAUUUCUUAUUAUCUAUAAAAGCUUAGUAAACAUAAUUUUACUAAGCUUUUUUUUGAAUUAACUUUUAAGAUCUUAGAAAUCAUAAUAAACUAUUUUUAAAAAUAUUUUAAAAUAGAAAUAAAAUUUUAUAUUAAUUAAUUAUUAUUUGUUUUUAAGAACUUCCUAAAAUUUUUUAAAUUACAAGAUAUUAAUUAUUCUGACUUUUCAGAAGUGCAAGAUGAAAAAAAUCUUUAUAUUUUUAAAAUAUAUAGAGAGAAGGAAAGAUAUAUAAAUUUCUUUAUUCUUUGAGAUUUAUAAUUAUAAUACAUUAUAAAUCAAUUAAUACAUAGAAUUUCAGAAUUCUAUUAAAAAAUUAUCAUAUUUCUAUUUCUUUAUAACAUUUAAUUUAUCUUUUACAAAAUACAUAGCUUCAACCAUCUUUUAAUCUUUCUCACAAAUAUUAAAUAUUUUGUUAUUAAUUACGAAAUUUCUAUUUUAAUCUUCUUUAAUUUAGAUCUCAAGUUCUUUGAAUCUCGAAGAACAAGUAAAAUGCUUAAAACUUCCGUCAAUGCUUACAUAGUAAUUAUACAUAGUAUUUAAGUAUGCUUAAACAAGCAUGUUUAAAUAAAUUAUUAUUAAAAAAUCGUUAUGAUAAAAAUGUUUAACUCUUAAAGAUUGCUCAAUUUGUAAAGUUAGGCAUGUAUUUACAUGAAUAUGUUAUCUAAUUGGGUGUAUAUAUUGAAUUUCUAAAAUCAUUAUUAUAUAUUCUUACAAUAAUUACAUCUGAAGACAAUGAAUUAUUAUUGAAUUAUUAUUAUUAUUAUUAUUAACAUAUAAAAUUUACAAAUUUUGCAUUUGAUUUAAACAAAUAGUUUUGCAUAAAAAAUAUUAAAACUGUGAAAAUUUAGAUUCAUAAAUUAUUCGAAAUAUCGAUGCUAUUUAAAUUUCAAUUUCAUUGCCUCUUUUUAUCCAUUAAGAUGUAACAUUGUCAUUGAUGAUAAUAUGUUCACAACUUAUAUAUAAGUAUAUUAUCCCUACUACUAUUUGACGCAUUUUGCGGAGAAUUACACUUCCAUUCAGAUAAAGUCGAUUGUAAUAUUUUGUACGCAAUACGAAUGUUGAAUUUCAUUUUUAUUUAAAAUUAUUAAUUUCUUCUUUUUUACAUGCAUAUUAAUAUAAUUUUGUUUCUAUCUUUACUUCUAUUUAUGUUAUACAUUAUUUUAAAUUUUUCAUGCACACAUAUCAAAAUUAUCACGCUUUAAUAUUUUUCCCUGUAUUCCUAUGAUAAAUUUGCAAAAGAAAUAAUAGAAGGAAAGGUUUUACUACUUUUUUAUAUGCAAGAAUAGAUUUUUUAAAUCUCACAUGGCUUUUGUUUAUAAUAAUAACUAUAAUAAUAAUUACUUGAUAUUAUAUGAAAACGAUUAAUAAAUAUUUUGAAUUAUUAAUUUUAUUUAAAAUUAUUAGGUACAUAGAAUUGCGUUUAUAUAAACUUGUUGGCAGAUAAGUAGUUCAUAUAUAAUUGCUUUUUAUAUAAUUGUUUUCUUCUUGGUUCUUUCCUUAAUUAUUUUUCAUUCAUAUAGAAAUUUAGAUUCAAAUAAGUAGAUUCAACUAGCAAACAUUCAUUUAAUCAAGUAUUGACUUGAUUCAAAUAAACGGUGUUCUAUUCUAAUAAAAUUUUAUAUUUAUAAUAAUAAAUGUAAUUUUAUGAUUAUUUUUUAAUAAAUCUCUAUGAUUUUAAAUGCAAAAUUCAUUCAAAACUGUAUAGAAAUUCAUUCAUUUUAUAUUAAUAAUAUACGAGUUUUAUAGAUUAUUAAAGUAAUAAUAAAUUUAUAAUAUAUAAUAUAUAUUAUUAAGUAAUUAUUAAAUAAUAAUAUAUAUUAUUAAAUAAUAAUUAAGUAAUAAUAUAUAUUAUUAAAGUAAUAAUAAAUAUAUAAAAUAAUAUAUGAAGUUUUAUAGAUUAUUAAAGUAAAAAAGAUGAUAGUUAUCAAUUUAAAGAAAUUUUAAAAAAUUUAUUCAUCGUAUAUUAUAUCUAAAAAAUUGUAAAAUUCUAUUCUUUUUGUACUAAACAAUAUAUAUAUAUAUAUAUAUAUAUAUAUAUAUAUAUAUAUAUCGUAUUAUUAAAAUUACAUGUUAAUGGUAUUUUUGACGUUAAAAUCUUCUGUUCUGACCUGUUUCCAAAGUUUUUCUAAUGGAAAAAUGAUUAAUUUAUUAAUCUUCUUUAUUUUCUUAAACAUAAGAAAAUAAAUUAUUUUAUAAAAUUUUGUAAAAUUAUUUUGUAAAAUCAAGUUUAACUUGAUUCUUUUAUGAUGUAUAAGAUUAUGAUAUAUAAGAAAAAAAUCUUUAUGUGAGUAAAUUUUCUUUCUGUUUAAAAAAUGAAUAAAUUUUUUAUGAAAUAUGUAAACAAAUAAAUAAAAAUAAAAAAAAUAUAUAAAUAAUAAAAAUUAUACUUUCUAUUCGAGAUAGAAAUUGAUUUUAAAAUAGUUGCAAAAAAUAUAAUUUGUUUCACCUUGUUUUUAUUUGAUACUAUAAUCAAAUUUUUUUCUAAACAACACAACUUAUUAGUUUUUUUACUCAUUUUUUUACUGCUUUUGAGCUUUUAAUAUAAGCUUAUACAAUAAUAUUUAUUUGUAAUCUUUUAUUCUAAACAAAUUCAAAUUAUAUUUUAAACAAAUUUUAAACAAAUUUGUAUGUAGCUAUAUUUAAAAUUUUUUCACAUUAAUUAAAAUAUAUAAGUUUCACAUUAAUUAAAACGUGUGUUUUAAUUGAACUAUCAUUCAUAAUUUGCAAAUGGAAAUAUAAUAUAUAAUAAUAAAAUAAUAAUAAAAUUGAUAAUAAAAAUUUUUUAUAGAAAUCGUAUGAAAUAUACAAUCAAUAUUUUGUUAUAUAUACAAUUAAUUAUCAUAUAUAUAAAUAUUAUUAAACAUAUAUUAUUAAGUACAAUUAAAUGCAGAAUGUUCAUUUAAAAAAGGGAUAAGAUAAGAAAACAAAUAGUAAAUUUUACAUAUAUUAUAUGAUUGAAAAUAUUUUUACUACACUUUGUUAAAAAUAUAUGUAAUCACGAAACUUUUUUUAUUACGUGACUUAAUUUGAAGAUUGAAUCGUAAUUUAAUUCGAUUAAGGUCAAACAUUGCUCUCGUAAAAUUUAUCCUGUUAUACUCGUGUAAUUCCAAACAAUACAAUUAUAAUUUUAUUCAAUUUAUAUUAAUGUAUAAUAUAGAUUAUAGGUACUAUUUUAAAGAAGUUUAAACUUAAUGUAAACUAAUACAUUUAAUACCUAUUUUUCAUAUGCUAGUAAAUGUAUUAACUUCAUUUUAAAAAUCAGUUUUUAUUUUUAGAAUGGAGUACAUCAUAAAUUGAAAAAUCAAUUUGUAUCUUCAAUUACAUUAUAUGCAUUAAUUGUUUUCGUAACAAGAAGAAUGAAAUAUAAAGAAAAUACUUUAUUCAAUGCCAAUAAAUAA